Ilex paraguariensis (yerba mate) is the source of this 471-nucleotide messenger RNA. NCBI's taxonomy places the organism in Eukaryota, Viridiplantae, Streptophyta, Magnoliopsida, Aquifoliales, Aquifoliaceae. The record is from the annotation of a GenBank genome assembly.
AUGACAGGGUUGUGGGACAAGAUUGACAAUCAGGCACGCCUUUAUAAUCUUAAAGACUCCUCUAGUGCAUUGAUAAGUAAAUCGCUAAUGUAUUUGAUGGAGAUGCAAGUGGGAUCUCAUCCAUUCCUAAGGGAAAUGGCUGGGAUGAUCAAACUAUAUCUUAGACCUGGCAAGAGCUGACCCUUGCAUUCACAGAUGCCUCACAUAUGCCUCUUAUGAGCCUUGAAUCCCUGACCUCCUUGUUGGGAGGUGAGGGGCUAGUCAAACUGGGCUAAGCCUGUGAUGGCAAAAGAGAUACAAGUUCUUUUGUGCCCUUUUGUGUUUAACAGACAGUUCUUAAUCUUAUAACAAAUAUGUACGCAAUAGGCAUCUCAUCUAUGGUAAUGCUUAAUAGGAGUUUUACUUUGUAAUUAUCAAACAGAAUGGGAGUUUCACUGCUCUAUUCUCUGUUAGCUACAAGCAAAUAAAAAA